AUGUCUACUGCUGGAAAUACGCAACAAUUACAGCAGGAUUUACAGAAUGAAUUGACAACUGCAAACCAACUCUUGAGACUUAUAACAAUUGAACUACAAAAGAUAAAAAAAAUUACCAAUCCAGGUGGCGAAUUAGAAACAAAUAUUAAAGAGAAUACUGCAAUAAUGGCUACACUAGCAAAUAUGCAACAUAUUAAUAUAUCUAACUUACCUCCAUUGAAACAUACGGAAUUAGAUAUGACACAACAGACAACACAGAAUAUGUCCUACCAACAACACGACAGUUUCAGAAGUAUGGAUGAAUGA
Messenger RNA from Danaus chrysippus (African queen), 306 nucleotides. The record is from the annotation of a GenBank genome assembly. Lineage: Eukaryota; Metazoa; Arthropoda; Insecta; Lepidoptera; Nymphalidae.